AUUCGCAAAUGUCGCCAAACGAUAACGUCAUCUGCAUAGUGUUCUUCGACAGGUGGCGUGAUGGAGGAGCGCGAAAGGUGGGGGUGAAUAGACGGAUGUGAGCGCAGGUGAGGGGCAACAGCCUUCCGAGGAUCACUCCAGGUGAGGCAAUCCGGUGUCAGUGAGCAGGGUAAACGUUAUGUAAAGACAUUUACACCCUGCGGUUAGGGUGAUUUGCAUUCCUCAAGAAUCUUUUGAGAGAUAUACAAGAUGCUGUUCGUUGAAUGCAGAGGCACACCGUACGAGAUAGGUUUUGAACAUGGCCAAGCAGCCAAACGCCAGGUCGAUCGCUGUAUCACCUUCUACACAAAGCUUUUUCUGAAGAAUUGUAAGAUGGAGUGGCCGCAAGUCCUGCAACAUGCAUCCAAGUUCGAGCGACAGGCAAAAUCACAAUGGCCAGCAUACCAUGAAGAAAUGCAAGGCAUAGCCGACGGUGCUGGGAAAGAGCUGUUGGACAUCGUAGCCAUCAAUGUGCGAACCGAGAUCAAUUUCGGUCUAUUCAGUGAUGGGUGUACGGCGCUGGCGUGGCAUACUGAGAAGAGGGCGUGGUUGGGGCAGAAUUGGGACUGGGUGACAGAGCAGAAGCAAAACCUAAUCAUCACUAAGAUCACACAGCCAGAUAAGCCCACCAUCAUCCAGGUCACUGAAGCCGGCAUCAUAGGCAAGAUCGGAUUCAACAGCGCAGGCGUAGGCACUCUCUUCAACGCCAUCAGAGUCCAUGGCGCCGAUUCAACGCGUCUGCCAGCACACUUUGGGCUGCGUAUGGCGCUUGAGAGUAGUUCUGUCGAAAAUGCUGUACAAAAGCUAGAGGGAUAUGGCAUGGCCUCCUCGGCACACAUACUUCUCGGGGACCCGAAUACCUCUUUAGGUCUGGAGUUCACGAAGUCAACGUUCGCACACUGCGAGUCAGAUGCUGCGGGGCGGAUUGUUCAUGCAAACCAUCUGCUGAAAGAGCAUCUGGGCGAAACAGACACAGUGUGGCUGAAGGACUCAUUGACGCGAGUCCCCACAAUGACGGCAAAUGCAGCGUCGCUGGGUGCUGAGCCUAGCUGGGAGGCAUUCAGUAAGCUGUUCGAGGACGAGCAGAAUGCGCCGGGUUCGAUUUGUAGGACUCAGACAAAGGAGACUGGGAGCGCGACGUUAUUCAAUAUCGUGAUGGAUCUGAGGAGUAAGAAGGCGGUGGUGAGAUUGGGCAGACCGACAGAGCCGGAGGAGACUAUCGAUAUGCAAUUGUGAGCGGACUCCGACAGGCAAGCAUCCUGUGUCAACAUGUUAUAGUUCUGCCUCCCAGCCAGUUGUAAGAACCCUCUACGGUGCACCCCGGUCUGUCUUUUGGAAGAAAUGGGACAUGUUGUUAUGUGAUAGUAGGUAUGCGUCGUAGCAGAGCUGCAUAAUCUGCAACAGUACCUAGGUACGGCAGCCGGUCUUCGAUCUGCUGCUGUGAGGCAUUCAAUUCUGUUGCGACACACUUGUCCUAGAUGUGUGAGUGCAGGUGUGUCCACUGAUCAUUCCCAGGGGUGCUCUCGGUUCGGCGCGUAUGAUGAGGCGUUGACAGGUAUCGCUCAGAAACGUGUACCAGUAGGAACGUUCCCAGCAAACUGGUGGUCCAGCUAUCGCUGCAUGCAAGUAGAUAUCUGUGAGGAUCCCACGUCAAACGAGUCGUGGUUUAUGUGACCUCCAGUAUGCAGAAGCU
Molecule: messenger RNA, 1732 nt
Organism: Macroventuria anomochaeta
Lineage: Eukaryota; Fungi; Ascomycota; Dothideomycetes; Pleosporales; Didymellaceae
Product: peptidase C45 acyl-coenzyme A:6-aminopenicillanic acid acyl-transferas-like protein
Exons: 3
Coding region: 250-1275 (341 amino acids)
Source: RefSeq, a predicted model, not a curated record